AUUGUGAAUGCAAAAGAUUUAAGUUUGUACCAUCAAGACCAGAAGAAUGUAAAAUGUAUUGAUUACCUCUUAGAAAAGAAUUUAAUAUUUUGACUUGGAGACCUCCUUUUAAAUGUAAUCAUGGAAGCGAAGACAAUCUUCCUAAUUUCUUAAAAAGAUGUAAGAAAUGUCAAUGUUUUGAUUUUGAUUCUUAUUUUGCAUGCAAAGCUUGUGAUAGAAGAUAGGAAUUACAUGAAAUACUUUAAGAGGAUGAGUCAGAAAGAAAAGCUUUAGGCAAAAAGAUUUCUCAAGAUUACCUUCCACUUUCUACUACUCCAGACAUUCAACAAAAUGUUUUUUAAAAUUAAAAAUACUAAUAAAUGCCUUAAAAAUUACAAUAAGGAUUAGUCGGAAAUGUUAAACCAUUACCAAAAUAACAACUCUAAACUCAAUAAUAUACUAUUCCUUAUACUAGACCGAGUCAAUAAUAACAAAAAGCUAUUUAGUAAUAAUAAUAAUGUAACAAAACCGUUUAAAAGAAAAAGUGA
Messenger RNA from Paramecium sonneborni, 527 nucleotides. The record is from the annotation of a GenBank genome assembly. Lineage: Eukaryota; Ciliophora; Oligohymenophorea; Peniculida; Parameciidae.